AUGAGAAACUUGUGGAGUUUUACGAGAAGUUCGCGUGCGUGGAGAGAUGGGAUCCGGAAUGAGGCGCUGCCGGAAGACAAGAUCGGAGAGCAUAGCUGGAAGCUCAGGAGAAUAGUUGCUUCAAGCUGCUUGUCCUCGAAAGAGAGAAAGAGGCCCACGCCGGUGGUGCUUAGGCGGAUGAGGACGCCAUUUCGACCGGAGCCGCAGCGCGCGGCCGCACUCACAGAAGAUCAUCGUGUUGUCUUGGCCGCGAGCCGAGGCGUCAACGGUGAAGCGCUGAAGUCGAUGCCGUCCUACUUUCAGGAACUCCCACCUAUACCAUAUCGAUACAGAAUCAACGGCGCGGGGCAGGACACGUUUAGGAGAGUCGUCACGGCGUCAAUGAGCCAGUACCUCCUCCCGUCGAAUGCAACGAUGCAGAGGACGCCCGCGACCUCCGCCGUUCUCCCGUCCAACCGCGACGAAACACCAGAGUGUGUGCGUAGGAUCAUGUCGCGCGUGAACGCGUGA
This is a messenger RNA of Peniophora sp. CBMAI 1063, 510 nucleotides long. Lineage: Eukaryota; Fungi; Basidiomycota; Agaricomycetes; Russulales; Peniophoraceae. The record is from the annotation of a GenBank genome assembly.